AUGGCAUACUAUGAGCGAGUGACAUCAAGUUUAGAAAAAGGACAAACCAGAGAUGUUUUCUCCAGUUUACAAGAAGGAACGACUAGUAAUAAAGGAUACUUUAUGGUAGAAACUGAUCAAGCUGGCUGCUCAUCUAAUGUUGGAAUGAUCUGCUGGCAAGGAGGGGAACAUCUAAAUCUGGCGAAAGGUUGUUGGGAUAAAGGUGUCGUGAUUCACGAAAUAGCACACGCCCUUGGCUUUUUACAUGAACAGGACAGACCGGAUCGUGAUCAAUAUGUGAGAAUUCGUAAGGAAAACCUACAGGAUGGUUGGAAAACCGUGUUAAAUAAGCCCAACGACAUGUGGAAUUACGACACCAGUGGAACCCCUCAUGACUACCCGAGCAUCAUGCAUUAUACAAAGACUGCCUUUGCUAAGACAGGCCACGAUGGUAGACUGCUAACAACGAUUGAAGUGAAGGACACAUCUGCAAGUUCUUUCUGA
Messenger RNA from Orbicella faveolata, 483 nucleotides. Its product is annotated as zinc metalloproteinase nas-6-like. NCBI's taxonomy places the organism in Eukaryota, Metazoa, Cnidaria, Anthozoa, Scleractinia, Merulinidae. The record is from RefSeq and is a predicted model, not a curated record.